Molecule: messenger RNA, 1485 nt
Organism: Lynx canadensis (Canada lynx)
Lineage: Eukaryota; Metazoa; Chordata; Mammalia; Carnivora; Felidae
Product: cytochrome c oxidase assembly protein COX20, mitochondrial
Exons: 4
Coding region: 1043-1402 (119 amino acids)
Biological process (GO): mitochondrial respiratory chain complex IV assembly
Cellular component (GO): mitochondrion; mitochondrial inner membrane
Source: RefSeq, a predicted model, not a curated record
CAAUCAGACCUGAGCCAAGGUCGGGACACUUAACCAACUGAGCCACCCAGGCACCCCCAUGACUGGAACCUUUAUAUGGACAAGUCUGCUUCCUUUUUUCAAAGUUUGUUACCGAAAACUUGCAUUUACUCAAGUUUUAGGAAACCGUCUCAUUGUUUUCUAAGUCCUUCUUACGUAGGCAUGCCAGAGUGAAGCAAGUGUGACUUAAAAAAAAAAAAUUGUGUCCUGCCUUCCCUGAACCCCGAAAAUCGAGUUCCAUUGGAUAUUCACACUAAGCAUGUGAGGCUAAGCUGAGCAGUAUGUUUUUUAAUCAGGAAGAGCAAGUCCAUACAUCCAUGCAGACUGUAGAAAAAGAAGGCAAGGUUCAUCUUAGCACCCGAAGGAACUUAAAUCAUCUCCUAGCCUGAUGCCUUUCAUUAUAGAUCGAGGGCCACAGACAUUAAAGAAUACACAUAUAUCCCACAGGCUGUAGAAGUCGGUGGCAGAGCUGACAGAGAAACCCACCUGCACGUUUCCACGGCUUUCCCCAUGACGCCUCCCCCGCCCCUCGGUGCCGUGUGCUAUCAACAAAGACUCAAAUACAGUCCAGCACGAUUUCUUAUCACAGGCAAGGAAACAGACCAAGAAAUAGUGCACGUUUAUCUUCACGUGAAAUACUUUCAUGAACAAAACUGAUGUUCACCUGAUACCAGUAUAAUCCGAAGUCCUUGUUGACUUUAAAACAAACGGCACUAUAGUCUCAUAAGCGAGCGCGGCUGAGUAUUUACUUUUACCAUUCUGUGCUUCCUGAGGUAUGGGAAGCAAAGUGUCGCUUAAUUUCAGUGAUCACCAGAUAAUUUCAUUGAUGUUUAAAUGAUCAAUGAUCAGAGUGACGGACGCUCUUAUUUCCAAAUCAGUCAAUCGGCAAAUUGUGGUAUUAACACCAUACUUUAAUUCGUUUAGACGUUUAAGUUGUCCUGUUGUAAUGGGGUUUUCUGAUCAGAUUCUCCAGGUUUCCCACAUUUAGAGAUUCAGACUGUAGGCCAAAGCCCGAUGACCAAAGAUGACCUUCAAGCUCCUAGGAAUUUUGGAUGUCGAGAACAUCCCCUGUGCACGAGAUUCAGUAUUAUAUGGUUCAUUAGGAUCUGUUGUGGCUGGCCUUGGACAUUUUUUGUUAACUAGUAGGAUUAGAAGAUCAUGUGAUGUUGGAGUAGGAGGAUUUAUCUUGGUGACAUUAGGAUGCUGGUUCCACUGUAGGUAUAAUUAUGCAAAGCUAAGAAUCCAGGAAAGAAUGGCCAGAGAAGGAAUUAAAAAUAAGAUUUUAUAUGAAAGUACCCACCUUGAUCCUCAAAGAAAACCAGCCAACGGCAACGGCGGCAGUGGGGUGACCUCGAGCACAGAAAACCCAGCUACAACUCACUGAGGUCCACGCUAGUACACCUUGUACGUGCCGUGACUUUCAAUCAAGUAAAUAAAGCGUGUGUUAGUUGUAGUCUCUUUUUCCUA